This is a messenger RNA of Exaiptasia diaphana, 1927 nucleotides long. RefSeq names its product arrestin domain-containing protein 3. The coding region runs from base 35 to 1117 and encodes 360 amino acids. The transcript is spliced from 5 exons. Gene Ontology annotation, cellular component: cytoplasm. Gene Ontology annotation, biological process: protein transport. The record is from RefSeq and is a predicted model, not a curated record. Lineage: Eukaryota; Metazoa; Cnidaria; Anthozoa; Actiniaria; Aiptasiidae.
GGAGAUUCGAAGUUUUUGCACGCAAUCAGCAAAAAUGGCGCCAGUCGAACAACAUACAAUCGCUCUGGACGAUGGAAAAACCUUUUACCAUCCAGGAGAUGAGAUUCGUGGGAGAGUUUUACUUCGACUGAGUGGUUCAAUGACUAUUAGAAGUAUAAGYGUGGGCUUUCAUGGCGAAGGACAUGUUACUCAUCGUUCAGGUCGAACACGCUAUAACUAUACACAGCCAUACUUUCACUAUGCUUGCCUCGUGUAUGACUGCAAUAACGAAUCGGCAAACCACCAAUUUAGGGGAAACUUCCCACCAGGAGAAUUCUGGUUUCCCUUUGCAUUYAGACUUCCCCCUGUCAACCUUCCAACAUCAUACCAUGACAACACUGCGUCUGUGCAGUACUGGAUAGACUCGAUGAUUGACAGACCCAUGUGGUUCAACAAGAAGACUGCCAUUUCAAUUUUUGUGCUGGAGGCAGUGAAUGCUGACACUCAAGAACUUCAGCAUUCACAAACCAAGCAAAAGGAGAUGCCAAUUUGCUGCUGUUGUCGUCGAGGAGGAAAAGUGAACGUAUCAGGAAAGAUUAKCAAGGGAGGUUUCUACCCUGGGGAAGUGAUUGAGACGAAAUUCUUUGUUGAGAAUCAAUCCAACAGAGAAGUUACUUACACGGAGCUGGUUUUGAAGCAGAAGCUGAGAAAAAUAUAUGGAGAAGACCAUAGCUAUGAUURUGUGACMAGAACAAACAUCAUUGCAAGUGUAAAAGGUGUCGGAGUGCCACCCGGUCAAGAUGCUGACAUCAAUAACUUAAAGUUGGUUGUACCAAAUAAUGUGGCACCAACUACAACAUGCGAAGAGAGUAUUGUUGCUGUGAAAUACAUGGUUGAGUUAAUUGCUCACACAAAGGGAACUUGCGUAUGUGCAGCAAGUGUUGAAUUCCCCAUCACGAUUGGCUUCAUGCCGUCACAGCCCUCUGAUUGGUCUAGACAGGUACUGCAAGCAAUUGCACAGCUAGUGAACUCACAGUUAGAACAACAGGCCCAGGAAGAAAGGGAACAACAGGUUGUAAAUGAUGGACAAUWUAACCAUAGUGACAGAGCAAUGUUGAUACAAGGUGAAAACUGUUAAUUUGUGGGCUUCCUGUGGURUUUGUGGUCUAGAUUAGUAUUUGGUCGACGCUACCACAGAAAGAACUUUUUUCCAUAAUUAUGUAAUGUCACGUGACGAAACACUUAUCAUGGUAUCAUGACGUAUCAUGGUAUCGUAGUAUAAAAGAAAAAGAAGAUAAAAAUGUGUAAGAUAAUUCAACGUUGUGUAAGACAGUGCAACGUURUGCAAGACAACGCAACGUUACGUAAGACAACGUAACGUACUUCAACGCRUAGCGUAAAAGAAACGUAGAACAUAGCGUAGGUUGUCAUAGCGUAAAAGAAAUACAAGUUCACAGAAAAAAAGUUAAAGAUACAGAUUAGAGUCACGUAACGAAACUUAACUGGAACCAACUACUCUUGCGUAAUCAUUGUAGCAUGCGGAGUCUAAAGCAAUUCACUUAUAAAUGUAAACGUAACGUAAAAAUUGUAACUAAAGUCARCUAAACAACGUCAGAAAAACUGRCGAUAAUGGCUUCUAAAGUCGAAAAAAGCUUAUAAAAGUAUAAUAUCCAACUUUCCGUCAAAACUUACGUCUCUCCAGCGCGUUUUUGGACUGUUUUUUUUUUUUUUUUUUCGGUGUUUUACGCGUGAUCAUAGCGUUUUAUCAAGUCGAGAAAAUAGCCGUAUACCGUAAUGCCUCGCGGUCGGACAAUUCUCUUAAGCAGGCUUUCUCAAAGACAUUAGAAUUAGCUGUAACGAUGGCUGUACAUGUUGUACAUGUAUAAUUUAUCUGUAUUUAGUAAAAAAGGCCUGAAUUAAAUAAAAGUUGAUAAAGCUCAAGAUUGUA